Bolinopsis microptera is the source of this 3206-nucleotide messenger RNA. Its product is annotated as outer dense fiber protein 2-like. The transcript is spliced from 16 exons. The record is from RefSeq and is a predicted model, not a curated record. Bases 49 to 2016 code for a protein of 655 amino acids. NCBI's taxonomy places the organism in Eukaryota, Metazoa, Ctenophora, Tentaculata, Lobata, Bolinopsidae.
UUAUGGAAUUUAUCUAACGAGUUACAUGAAAUUGAUAGCCUAGGUAGCAUGGGUGAACUGGAAACGGCUGUAACAAAGUCCUGGGCUUCUAUCUUUAUUGAUACCACAAACACAGAACAGCUGGUGUACGAAGAUUUUAUUGCAAUUUACCAUGUCAUGAAUGGCUUGGAAAUACCUGAAGAGCCUAUAAAAAAUGUUGCGGAGUUCCUGGUUGAAAACCUGAAGAAAAAAAUCGGUUUACCAGAUUGCACCCUCAGAAAUGCAGAUUAUCAGUUAAAAAUUCUGGUUUAUCUGUCCUGCAGUUCUGAUUGCCCAACCCAAGCAUCUACAAUAGAGAGGGUGACACGUUUAGAAAAGGAGGAACAGAUUCUUAUAUAUGAGAUUAUUCAAGACAUAGACGGGCUUGUAGCAUCACAUGCUAAUAAACAAGAAACAGGGAAAUCUUCUGAAACAUGUAUCACUACCACUCCAGGAAAGAAGCAAGAAAAUGCUAUAAAGACUUUGGAAGAGUCAUUCUCAAAUUCAACUGAGACAGAAGAGAGUUGGAAGGAGAAGUACAAUGCUCUGCGACUGCAACACAUCUCAGACGAGGCAGAGAUACAGGAGCUGAAUGACAGAUUGGAGCAGUGCUUUGAAGAAAUAUCACGUGUCAAAACAGAGAGCACACAUUUACAGAGCCAAAUCGUGGAGAAGAACUCUAUGAAGUUACAAUUGGACGAUUUUAAACUUGCAAAUGCCGACUUAGUGGAUCAGUUGGAAAAAUCUCAGAAGAACGUCUCAAAACUGAAAUUAAAGGUAAAAGACGUAGCUGAACUGGAGAGCGCUUUGAGUGACAAUCAGAAUGAAGUAGCAAAACUAACAGAAGAUCUCGCCCAGGCCCAGAGGCUCAACUCUCAAAACCAACUUGCCAGGCAAGAACAGCGUAAAGAAUAUCAAGAGAAGUGUAGAAUACAAGUUGAGAACAAAACGUACCUUGCUCUUAUUGCACAGCUUCGAGCUGAAAACGAGACCCUAAAGCAAGAUCGGCGUCAGAGCUUGUUACCAAUGAACAGGCUCAACAACAUCCCUGACUCCAGUUUCGAAGCUUUACCUUCUCUAGCUGAUGAACUGAUGACUGCUGAAGCUCCUCCUACUAACGAGGAACUAGAGACUCUGAAGACAGAGAACACUGAGCUGAAAACUAAUGUGGAGAACCUACAGAUUGGGGAGAGAGUAAUGCAGGAGCAGAUAGAGUCUCAAGUUGAAGAGAUCACCAAACUGACCAACAAGUACCAUGAACUGGAGAUGUCUCACUUCAGGAAGGCUGAGCAGCUCGAGUCCUGGAAAGCUAUGUACCAGAAGUUCAAAUACGAAAGCGAAGCCAAGUACGACGAGAUUGUACACGAGCACCGACAAGAACUUAGCAAAAUAAAAUCUGACCUCCACGAUUCACUGUUUGUCGCUAAGAAGGAUCUCCUUGACAAGGAGUCAGCAAUAAAGAAGCUACAAAGACAACUGGAGAUGCAGAAGACCCGAGCAGUGGCUGCUCGACCUGAAUACUCCUCACCGUCCCCCAAUACACCUGUCAUCAUCAAGCGAUACAGGACCCCUAAAACUCCAUCUAAUAUUCCUAGACUUUUGACUCCGAAAAGAAAUUACGUCAGAGACUUUGACAAUUCUAGAAUGGACGAAAUGUCAAAACGAAACCAAUCUGUGCUGCCACAUUUAAGGUCUACCUACCCAGUAGAAGUGCAGUACAGUGAGAAACCUAUCGCUCUGGACGGCUCCGGCAAGAUCACCAACAGUCAACCUUUCAACCAUUCAACCAGACACAAUUACAACUUCAACUCUGAACCAGCUAAGCCCAGUGCUGCUUUUGAGAUUCCCAACUCUCCCAAAACCAGGUCUAAGAAACGAGAGCCGUUACCUGCCGCUCAGCCAGCCAAGAAGGAGUGCAGCGGUAAAAAGAAGGAGAACAAUCCCUGUGUAAUGCUACAAUUCUCCCCUCCCAAGCCCAACUACAGACGCAGGAGAUAAGUCUGCUGAAGCGGCUCUGUGAAAUGCGGUACUCUUGGCGGGAGUGUGUAAUAUUAAAUGUGGCGAAGUGACGUAACGAGAAGAAAUUGAUAAAUCCGAUGUAAGAAAUUCUGUAAAAUAGAUUGAAAAGAAGUAGUUCGAAAUAGCCGAUGGGUUCACGAAUACUAGUGACAUGAGGCCCAGCCGGUUGGUAUGAGAGCAUGUUUUCAUUUCUGAUUCACUCUUUGGGGAAACAUCUGCUUGGUGUCGUAGUGCUCGGAAAUGUAUUUCGGUCCACUUUCAGUAAAACUAAAACGGCACGCGCGCACGCCGAAUCAUAUUUUUCUGUCAAUCUCUAGUCGAAUCUUUACGCGGCAAUAUUCGAUUCGUAUCUCACAAACGUUUUAUUUUGGUAGACGAUGGAUUUGUUAAUAUUGGAACCUAAAUUUCACUGCCAAAAUAAUGAUGGUAUGUGGACAGUGGGCGUGAAUGUGAUAGAAUAUGCAUGCGAAGCGUUACAUGAGCUUUAUUUAUUGAGGGUAUCUUUCACUGCCAAAUGUGCAAGUUUGUUUAUUUAGGAAUAUAAUAUAGUGUGUUGGUGCCUUUACAGCUUUUGUAUGCUUUUCCGAGCGCGAUAUUUUCUAUUUAGGAGUUUGUUAUCUUUCUAGUUUAAUCGAUCGGUAGGAGGCGCCUAUCAGAUUAUACUUGAGCUCCAUAAGAGGGAUUUAUUAGCUAUUGGAAUGAGGCAUUAGGCCUAGAUACCGUUGGGGAUUGUUCACGUGUAAUAAUACGCAAAAUCCGUUUCAAUUCAAUAAUUGUUUGCGCUUUUCCUAUGUAGUAUGUAAGUAUUUUCAUAUCUCAAUCUCCUGCUUUUUAAGAACUUGUAAUAUGUGAACGAGCCCUUUCAGGUUUGAUAUUUUUGCAUCCAGUUGCAAAUGGUUUAGAUUCUUUCUAAAUUUUCAUUGUUUAAAUAUAAUCGUCGUGAUAUUGAUAAUGAUUCGUCAGUAUUAAUUGAAGGUCAAAAAUUCGGUUUUCUGUUAAAUUUGGCAGCUUCAUUACAAAAUAAAUAAAAUAUGUGUGAUUUUGCUACUCAUUGUCGAUUUCUAUUUCAUUCGUGAAAUGCAGUGUGAACAAAGGACAUAAAGUGUGUUUUAAUCAAAAUAUUCUAUUAGACUGUUUAAUAAUUUAUUCUCAACUUGCUUCAAUCUCCC